Molecule: messenger RNA, 768 nt
Organism: Notechis scutatus (mainland tiger snake)
Lineage: Eukaryota; Metazoa; Chordata; Lepidosauria; Squamata; Elapidae
Source: RefSeq, a predicted model, not a curated record
AUAAGCAGAAGGGUCCAUGGUGGGUCUGACUUCUUCCUCUCUCGGCAGUCCCCUCCCUACAGUUCUGGCAGCUAUGACUCGGUCAAGACGGAGGUCAGCGGCUGUCCCGAAGACCUGACCGUGGGCAGAGCUCCCACUGCCGACGAUGAUGACGACGACCACGACGACCACGAGGACAAUGACAAGAUGAACGACUCGGAGGGCAUGGAUCCCGAGCGGCUAAAGGCUUUCAAUAUGUUUGUGCGUCUCUUCGUGGACGAGAACCUGGACCGGAUGGUGCCCAUCUCCAAGCAGCCCAAAGAGAAGAUCCAGGCUAUCAUCGAAUCCUGCAGCCGGCAAUUCCCGGAGUUCCAGGAACGAGCUCGCAAACGCAUCCGCACUUACCUCAAAUCUUGCCGUCGCAUGAAGAAGAACGGCAUGGAAAUGACUAGGCCGACCCCUCCUCACCUGACCUCAGCCAUGGCCGAGAACAUCCUGGCAGCUGCUUGUGAAAGUGAGACACGGAAAGCAGCCAAGCGGAUGCGGCUCGAGAUCUAUCAGACGUCACAGGACGAACCAGUCACCCUCGAGAAGCAGCAGUCCCGGGACUCCUCCACCUCCGUCACGCAUUCGUCCUACUCGCUGCCAGCCUCCUCCUUCUCCCAAGACCCCGUCUACAUCAACGGGAGCCUGAACUACAGCUACCGCAGCUAUGGGACGCUGGGAAACACUUUGCAGCCGACUCCUUCCCUCCAGACAGGAAAUCACAGUAACGGUAAGUCAGAGUAG